CAACUACUCUCAGUCUCUCACUAUCAUUCUCAUCUCCACACUCCAUCUCUCUCCUCUGCAGCGUCAAAGCCCCAAAAGACUUUCCUUCUAACUAUAACUUCUUUUUUCUUUUGUAUUUUUUUGUAUUUUUCAUCCUAAUCUUUAUUUUACCUUCACAAUCAAUGUCCUUUUUUAACUUUAUAUAUUAACUCAAUUUCCCCCAAACUUCCCACAAUUUUUAUUUUUCUUUUUAUUUUUUGAGUUCUCAAUUUCGUUUUCAGCUACUCUUUAAGAUUACUAUUUUGGGAAACUCAAUUCUUCCAUCUCGAUGUUCUUCUUUCUAAUAUUAGAUUUUAUUACUCAAUAUUGAGUUAUAAAUUUGUCGAAACUUCAUCGCUUUUUUCCAGAUUAAAAAGCUCUAAUUACUCAUUAUUUACAUUUACUAUCUAAAUUUUUGAAGGUUGCAGAUAUUUUAAGCAAUAAUUAAGCUGCUGUCUUUCUUAUGUUGGUGCCCCUGGAUAUCGAAUAGCACUUGCUUUGUCCAAACAGAACAAGAUGUGGCUGUUAUAUAUAUAGUGAAAUGAAGACCUCACCGGACUCUCAAACCACUCCUGAAAGACAGUCGAACAACCAGGUUUCUCAUGAGUCCCAAAGUGACCAACAAAAUAACAACAAUCAAGAAGCUCCAGUCCCUGACUCAGGUUCAGCUGCUGUUUCAAGCAACGAUGGGCGCAAAGUUUCUCGAGAAGAUAUUGAACUUGUCCAGAAUUUAAUAGAACGGUGCUUACAACUGUAUAUGAAUAGAGAUGAGGUGGUUAAGACCCUCUUAAAUCGUGCAAGGAUUGAUCCAGGAUUCACUACUUUAGUAUGGCAGAAAUUGGAGGAAGAAAAUGCUGAUUUUUUCAGGGCCUAUUACAUAAGGCUUAAAUUGAAGAAGCAGAUUGUUUUAUUCAAUCAUCUUCUUGAACACCAAUAUCAUCUAAUGAAGUAUUCCGUACCUCCAAAAGUUCCUUUGGCUCCUAUCCAGAAUGGAAUACAUCCUAUGCCGGUUAACAACUUGCCUAUGGGAUACCCCGUCCUACAACCACCUCCAAUUCCAGCCGCUGGUCAACCUCAUCUUGAUUCUAUUAGCCAUGGAAUAUCCAGCUGUCAUGUGGUUAAUGGAGUCCCUGCACCCAGUAAUUUUCAACCCAUGAGGAUGAAUUCUGGAAAUGAUAUGGUGAUCGAAAGUAGCUCAGCUGAAGCUGCACCAGUGAUUCCACCCAGCAGUGGCAUGUCAUCGAUGUCAGAAAUGCCCAUUAGUCCAACUUCAGUGGCAUCCAGUGGGCAUUUUCCGUUCACUGCUUCAGAAAUUCCGGGGAUGGUAGUAGAUACUUCAGCACUGGAUACAGCAUUUCAAUCUGAUGUGGGAAGUUCAAUUGGGUUGCAGCUUCCUUCUGAUGGAGGAGCUGGAAAUUCUAAAGAUUCUCUGCGGUCUUUGGCUCAAAUUCCUUGGAAUUUCAGCCUUUCUGAUCUAACAGCAGAUUUAUCAAACUUGGGAGAUCUUGGGCCUUUGGGAAAUUAUCCAGGUUCGCCUUUUCUGCCUUCUGAUUCUGAUAUCCUGCUCGAUUCACCAGAUAAUGAGGACCUAGUGGAGGAGUUUUUCGUUGAUUCAAUCCCCGGACCGCCUCCUCAAUCCGAUGAGGAGAAGUCUUGAGCCACAUUUCGAUCCGUCCCUUCUCCAAUAUAAGACAAAUGAAGCUGAGUUCUCGACGCUACACCAUAAAUUUUUUACUUCGGAAAGGGAAAAGAGUGGGGACAUGUGUCUGCCUUCUACUGAUAUAUGUACUCAUUAGCUGUCGUCAGAUGUUAACAAGAACUUGAUGAUGACUGUUCAUUGGUUCUGUAUUGUAUACCAAUCUAAUUAUAUCUUGAAAUAUAACGAUGCUAUACUUUGAGUUCCCAUCUCGUUGAUGGUGUGCAAUAUAUCUAUAGUAUUGACAUUCAUAAAUGUUUGAGUUUGUAUAAUUUGUUAGAUUCAGUGGUGAUGAGAACCUGAGAAGAGAAAAUGACCUGUUUGUUUAUUA
This is a messenger RNA of Beta vulgaris subsp. vulgaris (sugar beet), 2045 nucleotides long. RefSeq lists its product as hypothetical. The transcript is spliced from 9 exons. Lineage: Eukaryota; Viridiplantae; Streptophyta; Magnoliopsida; Caryophyllales; Amaranthaceae. The record is from RefSeq and is a predicted model, not a curated record. The coding region runs from base 560 to 1675 and encodes 371 amino acids.